Messenger RNA from Penicillium paradoxum, 1356 nucleotides. Its product is annotated as FAD-dependent oxidoreductase. The record is from RefSeq and is a predicted model, not a curated record. The annotation marks the transcript as partial. Gene Ontology annotation, molecular function: FAD binding. The transcript has 2 exons. NCBI's taxonomy places the organism in Eukaryota, Fungi, Ascomycota, Eurotiomycetes, Eurotiales, Aspergillaceae.
ACAAAGAUCGUACCCCGAAACAUCAUGGGCAAUGGCUUCAAAGUCAUCGUGAUUGGCGGAGGUCCAAUAGGGCUGUUCGCCGCCCAUGCGCUCCAUCGCGCUGACAUCGAUUUCGUGGUCCUCGAGCGCAGACCGGCAAUUGUCGAAGACAAAGGUGCCAGUCUUAUAGUUUAUCCAACUACCUUUAGAGUCAUGCAUCAGCUUGGAAUUUUGGAGUCAUUGCUCCCUCUGGGAGAAGAGUUGGAUCACCAUUUAUCGUUCACCAAAGACGGACAUGUGUUCAAUGAAAGUCCGAGAUAUAGGAAAAUCCGAGAAAAUCAUGGAUAUGGUCCUGGUGCUUUCCAUCGCGCCGAGCUCAUUGAAACAGUGUACAAUCUUUUACCAGACGUCGCGAGAGCAAAGGUUUUGACCAACAAAAAGCUCGGCGAUAUAAAGAGCACAGAUAGCGGGGUCGAAGUGACUUGCACCGAUGGCACUGUUUAUCACGGGUCAAUGGUGAUAGGCGCGGAUGGCGUUCAUAGCAAGACCCGCCAUUUAAUGCGUGAUCUCGCUUUGAAAGGUGACCCCCUACGGAGCUGGGAUCCCGAAGAGCCUUAUACAUCCACUUUCCGACUUUUAUACGGCUCUUUCCCCGCAGCCUCAACUCCCGGCCAAGGAUAUGAUGUUCAGGAUUCUGGAAAGGCAAUCAUGUAUUUCAGCGGCCAGAAGCGUGGUUGGUUUUUCAUAUAUGACCAACUGCCACACCCGACCAAGGAGCGAAAUCAUUACACCGAGGACGAUAUCGAAGCCCUCGCCGCAGAAUUUGCAGACUUCCCUCUGACGGGCACGGUCAAGGUCAAAGAUGUCUGGCCGAAGAUGUUAGGAGCGGGGUUGACGGACCUCCAGGAAGGCAUUGUACAGCACUGGAGUCUGGGAAGAAUCGUGCUUGUGGGCGACUCUUGUCAUAAGUUUACGACCCACCUGGGUCUCGGCUUCAACAACGGAGUGCAAGAUGUUGUUGUACUCUGCAACCGCCUCCGAGAUGCGGUUCAGGGAGCUCCUGAUAGAAACCCAGAUGCAUCUGCUCUUACUCGAGUGUUUGAAGACUAUGAGAGAGUCCGAAAGAGCCCGGAAUGCUCGCUUUUUGCUGACUUGGCAAACUCGGGAUUGGAGACACGUAUGCAUACGUGGGCGAACACUUUUUACUGGUUGCUUUCUCGGUAUUUUUCUCUUCCUUCGUUUAUUGAAAGGCUGGUAAUUCGCUUUGUGAUAGCGCCUGAAUUACAAAAGGCACAGGUGUUGGACUAUGUUGAGGCAUCAGAGCCGAUGCAUGGGAAGCUACGCUGGCUGCACCCGAUGAAGGCUAAAAUAGAGUGA